AUGGGUGAAGUUAAAACAGACUUUCCUCUGAAAGGUAUCAUUGAAGAGCUUAACUUGAUACAACCAACGUUCCAAUGGCUAUAUUCCCUAUCAUGGGACUGGACCUUCCUUGCAGGGCCGCAAGCGCCCUGGGUCUCACCUAGCGCUGGAACCUGCGGGGUACACGAGCCUUUCGGCCUUGCCCGCGCCCCCACCCGAGGGUAUUCCCGUUCCUCAGGGUAUAACCGCAGAUACCCGCCGAUACGAGAUCCCGGCUUGGAGAUACCCGCGGGUACCCCGGUUUGUGGAGGAGUAGAGGCCAAUUGGCCCCCACUGCCCCUCCCCCAGCGCAAACCCGAGAUACCCGCGGGUAUCUCCAAGGCGGCCUGUGGACCGUACCUGACCUACCCGCCGGUCUUCGGGCUCCUGAAGAGCUGUCCCGGAGCCCUAAACCGUUGGUGUACCCGCCGGGUAUACCCGGAGAUCCCGGGAACGGGUUCCAGCGCUAGUCUCACCUCAUUUUUUCCACCCACUACCGCUAGUAGCGCGCCUCAAACCUUCAGGAGCCGCAAGGAACCAGUCUCCUCAUACACAUUGUUGAGAAAUGCUGCUCAAUUGGCAUUGUUCAAGGACCACUGCCUUGAAACUACUCAAUCCCUGGCCAAUCAGAUUGGCCUGUCUGUCAGUGACAUGGGUGUAUUCUUUGACAACAUCCUCCGCACCGGCACCCAAUCAGUGCCUGUCUCAGGCAAGAAAGCUGCAUGUAAGGUUCUGGCUGAUGAAGAAUCUUUGGUCUACAGUGUUGCUGUGCGCACUCCAUGUCAGCAGGGUGUCAUGCUGUUCUUGGUUUCAGUUGACAAAGAAAAAAGUGAAGGGCUACUCAGCCAACUCAAGCUAUAUGCUAAAAGUGGCACCAAGCCCUGCAUUCACAGUGGCGGGAUCUACAUUGGUUUCUUUGCUGUGCAACCAUUGAUCUCACCUGAGGGCCACCAAAUCCCUGUGUACAGGCUCCCCAAUGUUGAGGGGAUCACUAAAGAACUUUAG
Messenger RNA from Puccinia graminis f. sp. tritici CRL 75-36-700-3, 1023 nucleotides. RefSeq lists its product as uncharacterized. The record is from RefSeq and is a predicted model, not a curated record. The coding region runs from base 1 to 1023 and encodes 340 amino acids. The transcript is spliced from 4 exons. NCBI's taxonomy places the organism in Eukaryota, Fungi, Basidiomycota, Pucciniomycetes, Pucciniales, Pucciniaceae.